UCCCAGUUAGUAGCUCACCGAGAAAUAAUGUUGUCGAAAGUAGUUCCCUUCUUCUUGGUAAUUGGCACCGCCUUGGCCAUGAUGCCAGUGAAGCCCCAGGUCAGCGCCGAUCGCAGCUUGGUGGACUUUAUGCUGCAGAACAAUGCCCGUGGAGUGGGCAUUGGCGACCCCGCACUGAAGCAGUAUUGCUUCAACCGGUACCUGCCGAUCCUGAAGGAUGUUUCGGACCAGUACGAGGCCGACUACAACAAGUGUGCGAGCACCUACCAGGCGGAGUGUGAUGGAAUCGACGCCAAAUACUACGAGCCUCGUGAAAACAGUGCCAGGACCGCCAAGGAAACCUGUGAUGCGCUUCUGAAGUGCGAUAGCAAUGAGAACUACGUUGAUGCCUUUGACUGCUACGCCAGCACGGGCUCCACAUACUCGAAAGUACUGUUCUCUCUGUCCUCGGACGCCAGUGAAUUUGGUGGCAUCAUCAGGGAGCUGUACCGCGCCGCCGAGUCCGUUGCUGAGUUCUGUGUCAACUAUGCCGAGCGCGUCUAUUGGGAAAAUACCGACAAAACCUAUACCGAGCUGCAGAGCUGCCUGGAUGGUGACAUUAACGACUCUACCGUAAAGACCACAAGUACCUCGACCACGACAGUAAAACCCACAACCAAAGCAGCUUUAACGACCUCGACCACCUCAACCAGUGCGUAAUUUGUGAGUCCAUUU
Molecule: messenger RNA, 714 nt
Organism: Drosophila arizonae
Lineage: Eukaryota; Metazoa; Arthropoda; Insecta; Diptera; Drosophilidae
Source: RefSeq, a predicted model, not a curated record